Messenger RNA from Oikopleura dioica, 687 nucleotides. The record is from the annotation of a GenBank genome assembly. Lineage: Eukaryota; Metazoa; Chordata; Appendicularia; Copelata; Oikopleuridae.
AUGGUUCUUCAAUUACCCGCUCGACAAGCUCCAAAAAGGGUCAUCUUAGUUACGCCAAGCGAUCGUGCCGGCUCAUGGGAAAGUUUCCGACCUCUCUGCAGCGUGAGGAACGAGAAGAAACCGGAAUUGUACAAGCGGAUAAUGUCUGGUCUUCAGGAAAGCAUGUUGGACUUGAAGAAUACUCCCACUGCGCUCAUUAGUUCUCUCAGGGAUGAGGAUGAGAUCUUUGGACUCGUGAUGAGCAUCGUUCUUGUUGGAAGACAGCAAGACUCAAUGGAGAAUAUCGAGAUGGUUCUGACGAUUUUCGUUGACGACGAGGCUGAGUCGUGGCCAGACAUCCCGCGCGACGUGUUCAGCGGCCAAAAACUCACUUUAUUGGGAGACGAUCUUACUCAGCUCUUUCCAAACCAGUUCCUCAACUACCGCCAGCUUCUACUCAAGUCAUCAUCAGCUCUCAGUGCCAUAGGUCAAAUGAUUCAACCGGGAAAAUUCGUUUCGCUGACCGGUACAAGAAUGAUGCUGCCAUUUGAAUUUAUUCGCUCAGCAGAUGCAUCAGAUUGCCAAAAAAUCUGCUGCUCUGAUCUGACCCAACCGAACUCGUCCCUGAUGGUGUUGGACGAAACAUGCCCAGUCGGAAUAAACCUGCUUCAAAAACUGCGAACUUCUGAUAAACCGACCUCGAGCUGA